Molecule: messenger RNA, 2824 nt
Organism: Setaria italica (foxtail millet)
Lineage: Eukaryota; Viridiplantae; Streptophyta; Magnoliopsida; Poales; Poaceae
Exons: 4
Coding region: 190-2613 (807 amino acids)
Molecular function (GO): protein dimerization activity; DNA binding
Source: RefSeq, a predicted model, not a curated record
UUUACCCUUUGCGCUACACAAAUGGAGACGCGGAAAUAGUGAAAACCGUUUCCACCCCAGUCCUCUACUCCUCGUCGACCACAUCGAUAGUCUGCCAGCCCCGAUGGAAAACCGCCGCGGUAGCCGCCCGAUUCCACACGAAAACCUCGCCCAUCUCUGCCGGUAGCCGCCGCCCAGCGGCCGCUGUGGAUGACUUCCGGUUUCUCGGCCGACUCCUCCCAGCUUCCCGCCGGUUUCCUCCUCUCCGACCUCGCCGACCAGAUCUGCCGCCUGGGGGAGCUCGGCACCAAGGAGGAAACCGUCGACCUCGACCGCUUGAUGCCUGGAGAGAGUAUUAGAACUGAGGUAGCUGGUGCUGCAUCAACUGGAGGCGUCUCCAUGGCAUCACCUUCAUCUUCUUCGAAACCACUGGAUCCUGCUUGGGUUCAUGCAAAAGUGGAUGCUGCUUCAAGAAAUGCCAUUAUAUGUCUUCAUUGUGGCAAAAAGAUUGGCGGUGGCGGUAUUACUCGCUUUAAACAUCAUCUUGCUGGAAUUCCUGGGCAAGUUGAAUCUUGCAAGAAGGUGCCUGCUGAUGUGAAACGUCAGAUAAUACAGCAAAUUGAUGAGAAGUGGAAAAGUGAAGAGAGAAGGUAUGAAAUUAGAGAGAUCCGCGUUUCAAGUAUCGAAGAUUCUUCGCAUGAUAUUUUAUCAACUGAGGGAGGCUCUGAAAGCCAAUUUAGACCAUCUAGGAAGCGAAGAACAGGGUACUUUCCUCCGCAAGCUGCUGCAGGUUCAGAGCCUAGCAGCGGUGCAUUUAUGGCUUCAGAAGACAUGGUUCAACAUGGCAUGGAUGGUGCAGAAGCUCCAAAUGAUCUGCUACACGAAGCAAAAAUUGCUAUGGCUAGAUGGUGGUACGACGCAAAUGUACCCUUCAGUGCGGCUAAAUCUCCUUUCUAUCAGCCUAUGCUAGAAGCCAUAGUAUCUGCUGGGCUGAGCUUCAAGGGACCAUCUUAUCAUGACCUACGUAAGCCACUAUUGCAACAUAUUGCUGAAGACAUUCAUGAAUAUCUUAAUGAUCUUAAGAGAGAAUGGAGUGUUCGUGGUUGCUCAAUUAUUGCUGACAGACAAAAGGACAAUGGAGAGGGUUCCAUAAUCAAUUUUCUUGUAUACUGUCCAUGUGGUACUAUGUUUUUGAAGUCCAUAGAUACCUCAACAGAGAGGGAAGAUUUACUUGAGAUAUUUGAUCAGGUUAUUAGAGAAGUUGGACCUAAAAACAUCGUUCAGUUUAUUACUGAUAUAGAUCCAAGAUAUAAGGCUUCUGUUAAGGUUCUUGAGGAAAGAUAUGGCACGUUUGUUUGGUCUCCAUGUGCGGCACAUUGCAUUGAUUUAAUGUUGGAGAAUUUUGCAGAUCCUAGAUAUUUUCCUAAGAUAGAUGAAACUUUAGGUAAAGCCAGAAAGAUAACAAAGUUUAUAUACAAUCAUGCUUGGGCUUUGUCUUUAAUGAGGACAGAAUUCACAAAUGGUAGAGAUCUGUGUCGUCCUUCCAUCUCGAGAUUUGCUACUCACUUUCUUAGUCUCCAAUGCAUUGUUAAAUUUGAAAAAGAGCUCCACCAAAUGGUUACCAGCAACAAAUGGGUGAAAUCAACUUAUGCUAAAGGUGGUGUUGGAAAAGAUGUCACAGCUAUUAUUUGGAAAGAUGUUGACUUUUGGGCCCAGUGCAAACAUGUUGUUAAGGUCACUGAGCCAUUGUUGCGCGUCCUGCGCUUGGUGGAUAGUAAUGAAAACCCUUCCAUGGGCUAUCUUUAUGAUGCAAUGGAAAAGGCAAAGGAGUCAAUAAGGGCAAGGAUGAUGCACAAGGCUUGUCUGUAUGGACCAUAUGUUCGAGUGAUCGAUGCGAGGAUGGAGAAGCAGCUUCAUAGUCCGUUGCAUGGAGCAGGAUGCUUCUUCAAUCCUGGUAUUUACUUUAGCCCCUCUUUUAAGAUGCAAAGCUAUGCAUUUAGGGGGCUUAUGAAGACAAUAGCUAGUUUAGUCCCUGAUGUUGAGGUCCAAGAUAAGAUAUUUCUCCAGCUUGAGGAGUACAAGAAAUCAACAGGUGACUUUGGCCUUCCAAUUGCAGUUCGUCAAAGACAGAAACUUAAUCCAGUUGCAUGGUGGGACAACUUCGGUAAUGGAACCCUAGAGCUCCAAAGUCUUGCAGUCCGAGUCCUCAGCCAAUGUUGUAGUGCAACAGGGUGUGAAAGGAAUUGGGAUAUCUUCAAUUAUCUCCAUUCCAUGAAGCUAAGCAGGCUUGAACGUUCAAGGUUACAUGAUAUAGUAUUUGUUCGUUACAAUCUGAAGCUUCGAGAAAGGAACAAGCUUAAGGACACCAUCGAUCCCAUCAGCCUGGACAACAUCAAUGUUUUGGAUGAAUGGGUCAGCGAACAUCCUAGCCUUCUCUGCAGAGAUGACCUGAACUGGGAGAGCGUGGACGCACCAUUUGCCGAACCGACUUCUGACGAUGAAGAGCUCAUUGCUGUUGACAACGACGAGGAUGCCUCAGUGGCAGCACUUUCCUGGUCGGCAGCAGAUGAUUUGUACUGCCCACAACCAGAUCAAGACCCCUACCUAUAUGUCACCCAAGAUGGUGAACCUUAGCUUGUAGUAUCAUUUUACCCAAGUUGAAUGUACCAUAACAUCAAGGCAUCAACAUCAAAAGACAUAUCAGACUGCAGAACUUCCUACUGAACACAGAUGGUUGGGUUGUUUCUGGCUGGUUCGCUUGGGAUCUAAAACAGUUUUGAUGCCAUUCCCUUUUUGCAGCAUGUAGCAUUUAUAAAGCAACUUUGACCUUGAUGUCAACGUUUCA